AUGACAAAAGAACAUGCCCACUCUGAGCUGGGCACCAUCAUAGGACUUGACCAUGAAAAUACCAUCCAAUACCGUGGUCUUAAGUAUGCUUCAUUAGAGCAUCCAUUCGCUGAACCUAUCUUUUUUACAAACACCGGAGGUUCGACAGUGAAGGCAACUUCAUACGGACCGGCAUGCCCACAGAAUCCAGAGGCGCGAGAUCAUGAGUUCACGUUCAUCCAACAUGAACUGCCAUGUGAAGAACCCCUGUUUUCCAGUACCGAAUGUCUGAGCCUGAACAUUGUCACACCUAAGGAUAUCCAGAAUCCUGUCCCAGUCUUCGUCUUCAUUCAUGGAGGUGGUUUUAGUAUCGGAGCAAAUUCAUGGCCACAAUAUGAUCCAACCCGGCUGGUUGAACUUUCGAUUGAGAAAGGUGGUCCUUUAAUUGGUAUCAAUAUCAACUAUCGGCUCGGAGCUCUUGGAUUCCUUUCUUCUCAGGAACUGCUAAGUGCUGGCAUCAAAAGCAACAAUGGCCUCCGAGAUCAGAGGACUGCAUUAACCUGGAUUCGGAAGUAUAUCAAUGGCUUUGGUGGAGAUCCAUAUAACAUCACGGCAGUUGGAGUGAGCACUGGGUCAAUCUUUGCCUCCAUCAUCUCGAGUCGCCCCAGUCUCUUUUCAAGAGAAUCUUCUCCAUGGGAGGAACUCCAUUGCUGCUCAAGCCACUUCCUUCUCAAGUUGCAGAAUCGAUUUAUGCCGUUGCGGUGGACAAACUCGGACUUUCAGCAGACUCUAGAAGAAAGAAUCAAAGCUUUGAAAGAAACAACGGCAGAAGACUUGCUAGCAGCCACUGCAAACUUGCCGCUGCUACCAGUCAUUGACGGAGAACUUAUCACUGUGCCUGCAACAUUCUCACAGUGGUCAUUUAAGGAGAAGCUAUUGUCGGGCACAGACUGGUGUAAAAGCAUUAUGAUUGGUGACUGUGAGAUGGAUUCAAGCGUCUUGUUCUAUAUGCUACACGGCCGACUCGAGGGUAUGGAGGAAGCCUUCACAGAAUCUAUAGAACACACUCUCUGCGAUUCGGCGACCAGACAGCAGCUGUUGGAGGGAUACAACAUCCACAACGCCUACGCAGGCUCCAUGAAUGAUGCUGCUGACAGAGUUCUUCAUUUUGCAAACGACAUUGGAUUUUACGCACCCUUAAUCUCAAUUGCCUCUGGCUGGCCGAAAAAAGCAUACGUCUUCCAUUUUAACGAGCCAAAUCCCUGGCCCGGACGAUAUCAGGGAGUUGCAACUCAUAUACUCGAUGCCGCAUUUCUGUUCCAGAAUUACAAUGAGUUUCUCGACGAUGCUCAGCAAGAAUCUGCUAGAGCCUUUGGUGAAGACUUCAUAGAUUUCGUUGUUGGAAGAGAACCAUUCCCACCAUAUGUUGCCGCAGAAGGAGGAGCAAUGGUUUAUGGACCAGGUGAGCAAAAGCAAAAGUUUGUGAAGAGUAAGAAGAGCGAAGAUUAUGGGAGGAGAAGUAUGAUAUUCAAGUUGGCAGAAUCUUCCAGUCUUGAGAAGUUGUCUGAUGCUUGGGAUGUAUUCUUGAGAGGGGAGUGA
Molecule: messenger RNA, 1578 nt
Organism: Hyaloscypha bicolor E
Lineage: Eukaryota; Fungi; Ascomycota; Leotiomycetes; Helotiales; Hyaloscyphaceae
Product: alpha/beta-hydrolase
Exons: 5
Coding region: 1-1578 (525 amino acids)
Source: RefSeq, a predicted model, not a curated record